Molecule: messenger RNA, 1412 nt
Organism: Nicrophorus vespilloides
Lineage: Eukaryota; Metazoa; Arthropoda; Insecta; Coleoptera; Silphidae
Gene: Bmcp
Product: kidney mitochondrial carrier protein 1
Exons: 6
Coding region: 159-1052 (297 amino acids)
Biological process (GO): transmembrane transport
Source: RefSeq, a predicted model, not a curated record
UACGCUCUCACGCAUUCACGAUUCCAUUCAUUGAGCGGUCGACUGUUGUGCGGGUCACUGUAUACCAUCACCGUCAACACACUUCAAUUCUAAUCCGAAAUACUAAGGAAUCUAAGUACCUUUCAGCGUUUACUCCGGGAAGUCCAAGCGCUGGUGGAAUGGGAGAGAGAGAUUGGAGACCCUUUGUAUACGGAGGAUUGGCUUCCUGUGUAGCGGAGUUCGGCACCUUUCCUAUUGAUCUUACAAAGACUCGACUUCAGGUCCAAGGGCAGAAACUUGACAAGGCACAUGCAAAGCUCAAAUAUCGUGGAAUGGUAGAUUGCUUCCUGCAGGUCACUCGACAGGAAGGAUUCCAUGCUUUAUAUUCAGGUAUUUGGCCAGCUGUUUUGAGGCAAGCUACAUAUGGGACAAUAAAAUUCGGUACUUAUUACUCGUUGAAGGAGAUCCUGAUUCAGAAGAAUUACGGCAAAGAGAGCGUAGGACUGAAUGUGUGUUGUGCAGUGACGGCCGGUGCCGUCAGCAGUGCCAUCGCCAAUCCAACUGAUGUUCUGAAGGUGCGGAUGCAAAUCGGAGGAACUCACACCAACAUUGGAUUAGUGGCGUGUUUUAAGAAUGUGUACAUGCAGGAAGGCAUUUCCGGUCUUUGGAGGGGUGUGAGUCCGACUGCACAAAGGGCGGCUGUGAUAGCGGCGGUAGAAUUACCGGUGUACGACUUCUGCAAGAGUCAUCUUAUGACUGCGUUUGGAGAUAAAGUCACCAAUCAUUUUAUAUCAAGUGUGAUAGCUAGUUUAGGUAGUGCAAUUGCUUCGACGCCGAUUGAUGUGGUCCGGACCCGACUUAUGAACCAAAUACAUAUAAAGCCGUCAUCAUCGGAUGGUAUCAUAUCGACGCCAAGCCAUAUCUAUAAGGGGACGAUAGACUGCUUCCUGCGUACAUUUAAGAACGAGGGUUUCUGGGCAUUUUACAAAGGUUUUAUACCGACCUGGGUGCGCAUGGGUCCAUGGAACAUCAUCUUUUUCAUCACCUACGAGCAGCUGAAGAAGGUGUACUAACGGCGUAACCAGCGAUCUACUCGAGAAUCUCGCAUUUAUUGAAACUCCUGAUUUCUCUGAAGAUGACUCAUCAUCGUUAUAACCACACAGAUGAUAGCUCUUGAAGCUACCACUACAGCAAGAACACUCUUCGAUAGUAUUAUUUUACUCGUUUCCGCUUUUUAAGGAGCAUUUUUAAUUUAUUUAUAUUCGUAUAUAUAUAAAUAUUUUUAGUGUGAAUGUACUUUUAUCUAUUCGUAACGAAUGUAAAUCAAGUUUGUAUAUAUAUAAGAUUUAUAUAUUAUAAUAAGAACUAAAGUUUAACAGAAUAUAGAUACCGCCACGAGUUAAAGGAUAUAAAGCCAAGCAGUGUCAACCAAU